AGUAAUUUAUAAUCAAAUACAUAACAAAAAAUUUAAUAUGUUUAAGAUAAUUAAUUUCGUUUUGUUCGCAGCUAUUUUAGCUGUUUGCAAUUGCGACGACGAGCUCAGCAGAAUGCAGCGAUUAGUGAAUAUUAACAGAUAUUUUUUGUAUACACGUGCCAAUGUCCACGUACCAAUAGAAUUGAAUAGGCUUUCACCAGAUAAUAAUAUUCAAUUUAAUAAUCGGACUACAGUAUUUUUGGUACAUGGUCAUGAGGGUACUGCCACUACAACUUUAAAUUCCCUUGUGAAAAAUGAAUUGUUAGAAUUACCUGAAGAAGUAAACGUAAUCGUAGUGGACUGGUCACAGUACGCAAGCCUGUCAUAUUCUAAUGCUGACCGUCAUCUUCUAACUGUUGCUUCACAUUUAGUAGAUUUCCUGAUUAUUCAAGGUUUUAAUAACAAACCUGAAACGAUUCAUUUGGUUGGUUUUAACCUUGGAGCACAUAUUGUUGGCUUAACAGGAAGAUUGGGACCCAAUAUUGCAAGAAUUACAGCCUUGGAUCCGUCAAAGAGCAGUUAUAGAUUACAGAAAACAGACGCCAUGUACGUUGAAGUAAUCCACACUGAUGGAAGUGGUAUUUUGUCCAACGGUCUUGGAAUACAACUAGGAGAUUUAGAUUUCUUCCCUAAUGGUGGUAACAGUCAGCCAGGGUGUAUUGCGUCAAACUCAUGUGAUCACAACCGUGCGUGGCAGUUCUUUGCUGCGUCACUUCGCCUUAACCAGUUUCCAUCUCACUGUUGUACAUCGAUGACCCAAAUGAAGUAUAACAAUUGUAGAGGAGGUGCUACUAUUCCAAUGGGAGGACAUGGCGUUCUUCCGAAAUCUGGUUGUGAUAGUGGUAUUCUCCGAGUCAACACUGGCCGCAGCUAUCCUUAUUAAAAUUAACAAAUAGCAGUACUUUUUAUUUGUAUUGUUUGCAAUAUACGAGUAUAUUGUAAAUCAUGAAGGUAUUAAA
Molecule: messenger RNA, 998 nt
Organism: Achroia grisella
Lineage: Eukaryota; Metazoa; Arthropoda; Insecta; Lepidoptera; Pyralidae
Product: lipase member I-like
Exons: 6
Coding region: 38-922 (294 amino acids)
Molecular function (GO): lipase activity
Source: RefSeq, a predicted model, not a curated record